Messenger RNA from Erythranthe guttata (spotted monkey flower), 1209 nucleotides. Its product is annotated as GEM-like protein 1. Lineage: Eukaryota; Viridiplantae; Streptophyta; Magnoliopsida; Lamiales; Phrymaceae. The record is from RefSeq and is a predicted model, not a curated record.
CUUCUCAAAAAAAAAAAAAAAAAAAAAAGAAAAAAAAAAAAGAAAAGAAAAAAAAAGUCUGCACAAUAAUUAAUAAUAAUAUAAUCAUGAACUCGUAUACGAAAGCAAAUCCCUCCGAUGAAACCCUAACCCACUCCAAAGAAUCGAAACCAGUUGCCGGCGGUAGCGGUGGCGGCCACCAUGCGGGGUACGCUCCCUAUCCGAAACUCGAGCCAGACGACGUCGCUCCAGUCGCUAAUACCUGGACCACCACCACGACGUCAGUUCCGGUUGCCGGCGAGCCUCCGAGAUUCACCCCCGGUCAGAUCCCCGCCACCACCAUGCCCAACGAGUCAAAUCCCUAUAUCUCCGCCGAUCCCGUGACGGAGUCUUCCAUGAAGAAUAACGUCGACAAGGUUAAGGAUGUUUUGGGUAAAUGGGGUAAGAAGGCUUCAGAGGCCACUAAGGCGGCUGAAGACUUGGCCGGAAACAUGUGGCAGCACUUGAAAACGGGCCCAAGCCUGGCAGAUGCUGCUGUUGGAAGAAUAGCACAAAGUACCAAGGUUUUGGCCGAAGGGGGAUAUGAAAAGGUCUUUCAGAAUACAUUUGAAAAUAUCCCAGAGGAGAAACUCCUCAAGACUUACGGGUGCUACUUGUCUACUUCUGUGGGUCCCGUUGUGGGAGUCCUAUAUUUGUCGUCUGCAAAAGUAGCAUUUUGUAGCGAUAGUCCUCUUUCGUACAAAGUGGGUGACGAGGUUUCUUGGAGCUAUUAUAAGGUGGUUAUCCCGUUGUAUCAACUGAAAGCAGUUAAUCCUUCAACAAACAAAACAAAUGCAUCUGAAAAAUAUAUCCAGAUUAUAUCUGUCGACGGUCACGAGUUCUGGUUCAUGGGAUUCAUGUACUAUGACAGUGCAGUGAAGAAUCUACUCGGUGCACUGCAGGAUUAUCACUCGUAAAAUUAUUAUCGUAAAGAUAUUAUUGCAGUGUCAUUUCAUGUGUUUAUGUUAAGGUGUGCAGAUUAAAAAAUAUAUUCUUAUAUAUGGUUGAAGAUAUUGUUGUAUGCUGCAAUGUAGGUGCAUUGUGUUGUUGUGUGUGUGCCUGCAUUUGUUAAUUUAUGUGAAAACAUUGAACAGCCAACUUUACAGCAAAAGGGAAUGUUUUGUUUUGCAUAUGAAUCAUCACUUUGUGUUGUAAAUAAUAAUAAUAAUAAUAAUAAUAAUAAUUUUUUUU